Molecule: messenger RNA, 1581 nt
Organism: Anopheles arabiensis
Lineage: Eukaryota; Metazoa; Arthropoda; Insecta; Diptera; Culicidae
Exons: 3
Coding region: 20-1546 (508 amino acids)
Source: RefSeq, a predicted model, not a curated record
ACUGCUCCGCACACACAACAUGCUGCAUCCUCGCAGGUCCUGCGCUUUCAAAGCGAUCCUUUUCUGCUGGCUGUUUCUCGGUGUCGGGCGAGCGGAUCCCCUACCGGACUUUGCCAUCAAUGCCGUGAUAUCGGGCAGCAGCACCGUUUCGUCGAUUGCGCUCGAAACGAAAGGCUUUUUUGUGGAUGUGGCCGGCCCGACGGUACUGCUGCAGUCAGGCUAUACCCGUAUCGAACGCGCCCUGGCAGCACUGACCAGCAUCGCCGGGCAGCUGUCGACGACCGGCGUCACCCUUACGCAGGCAAUAUCCACCAUGUCGCUCAACAAAAACGGCCCCAUCGCAACCUAUUUCGAUCCGAUCAGCGCGGCGAUCACGAAGCUGCAACGGCUCAUCACCACCGAUCUGACCGGGCAGCUGACCAACCUCACCGCCGAGAUCGACCACUACGUGAAGGACAAUUUUUUGGACAGCUUCAAGACGCUGGGACCGACGCUGGUCACACUGUCGCAAGCGGUGACCAACCUGCGGACGGCCGUCACCAGUGCCCGGGCCGCCUCCGGUACCGCCGUGACCGUGUCGCCCAAUGACGUGAAGAAGUUCGUUACGACGCGCGUCAUAUCCGACAUCACCAACGGCGUCCGGUUGCUGCGCACGAACGUGCCGAUUCUGGUGUACAUCGUCAAGUCCACGCUCAGCUCGUUCCAGUCGGCGGACCAGUACCUGGUCGGGCUGGUCCAGGAGGCGAUGCAGCGCGAACAGGACGUGAUCGCGCUCAGCGUCAGCAACACGGCCGAUGUGAACGCUUCCGUCACGACGGUGACGCAAAGCUUGACCACCGAACUGAACGGCCCGUACAGCAAGCUUACCCAGCUCUACCGGACCAAGCUGCAGGUGACCGUGGAAGCGAAUGCCACCUUCAAAGCCAUGGUCGAUGGGUGGCUGAACGAUACAGCACCGCUGUUCGAUAACCUGGAUGUUGGUGGCAAGCUCGAAACCAUCUACUCCACCUACGUCCAGCAAGUGCUGGCGCUGGACGACAAUCUGGCCGCCUUUUACGGCUCCAGCAUGUGCAGUCUGGUGUACCAUCUGCUGCAAUCGCUCAUCGAAAACGGUCCCUACGCACAGUUCUGCUUCAGCAAGUACGGCCAAAAGGUGUUCAACUUUUUCGUCCUGCACGCUACCGACGUCGAGGACUGCUAUCGGUUGCAGAUGACCCGGCUGGAUAAGCUGGUGCCCGCGCUGCUCAAUAUCGUCAAGCUGAUGGUGCACGACAUUGACGAUUUUGCCGUACAUAUUGAGCGCUGCACGCAGUUCAAGAACCUGCAGAACUGCGUCCCCUACCUGGGAGCGGAGUACAAAACGCUCCUCGGAUACACGGCCACAAAGCGGGACUACCUGUACCGGCUGGCGACGAAGGAAACCAACGGCAGCUACUAUCGGCUGGCUGGAUGCUACCACAAUGGCGAGCAUAUUAUGCUGCUGAAUGCCGAGGAGAUGAAGAUCGAAAUCGAUAAUUGUAAAAUUAAUGGACCGACAGUUGUGUAGAGAUAGUAACAUAAAAAUUGACAUGCAAAAACAAA